AUACGGCCGUUUUUUUUUCCCCCUUGGAACUUGGCGGCUGGAGGCAGAGCAGUGCCAAGCCCGAGCCGCACCAACCUGGGCUCCCCACGGCCCUCCGCCUAAUGGCUGGAGCACGCACCAUUCUCCGCCCUGCGCCAAAAGGGGCGGAUCUGCGAAGAAUUCCGGAGGUGCCCAGGCCAGUGCGCCUCUGCUCCGAAAUAUGGCUCGGCUCCUCCUCCGAGGACUGUCCAGGCUAGGCUGGAAAGAUCUGCCCUCUAGGACAGUGCACAGAGGCCCCUGUGUCUGCGUCGGCGGGGGGAGGGCCAGCCACCCGGACGUAGGGCUUCUCAACAAGCAUGAUGAGCCAGCCACUGACUGGAAAAAGAAACUGACUCCAGAGCAGUACUAUGUCACUAGAGAAAAAGGAACAGAACUGCCCUUCAGUGGAGUCCUUUUGAAUAACACAGAGCCAGGAAUGUAUCACUGUGUGUGCUGUGACAGCCCACUGUUCAGUUCUGAAAAAAAAUUCUGCUCAGGCACCGGAUGGCCUUCAUUCACAGAAGCUCACGGAACAUCUGGUUCUGAUGAAAGUAAGACCAGUAUCCUGAGGCGUCCGGACAACUCCCUGGGAUCAACUCGGGUGGAGGUUGUUUGCAAACAGUGUGAAGCUCACUUGGGCCAUGUUUUUCCAGAUGGACCUGAACCAACUGGACAGAGAUUUUGCAUCAACAGCGUGGCACUGACAUUUAAACCAAGUUCAAACUGAUCAACCCAAAAUCUGAAGAGACAAAACAUGGCUUAGGGGAAUUGAUGCUGUGUUUAGAGUCAGGGGAGGGGCAGGUUUGAAUCUAACCCCUGACACCAGCAGUGUGAUCAGGGGCAAAUAAAUCUCUCAACUUUCCUGAGCUACAGUCAGUUUCUUCAUCUGUAGAAUGGCUGUACUACCUACUUUAACAAUUGGUGGGAAAUUAAAUGACAUCUUUUUAUGUAUUUUGUGAACUUUAAAGGACUCUCUAAGUGUUAGCUAUUAUUACACAUUUUCUUAAUAGUGAAUAAAUGAAAAGGCAUGUAUUAAGCA
This is a messenger RNA of Monodelphis domestica (gray short-tailed opossum), 1057 nucleotides long. It is a transcript of the gene MSRB2, whose product is annotated as methionine sulfoxide reductase B2. Gene Ontology annotation, molecular function: peptide-methionine (R)-S-oxide reductase activity. Gene Ontology annotation, cellular component: cytoplasm. NCBI's taxonomy places the organism in Eukaryota, Metazoa, Chordata, Mammalia, Didelphimorphia, Didelphidae. Gene Ontology annotation, biological process: protein repair; response to oxidative stress. The record is from RefSeq and is a predicted model, not a curated record.